This is a messenger RNA of Gymnodraco acuticeps, 5582 nucleotides long. Its product is annotated as ras-related protein Rab-14-like. The record is from RefSeq and is a predicted model, not a curated record. Gene Ontology annotation, molecular function: GTPase activity; GTP binding. The transcript is spliced from 8 exons. NCBI's taxonomy places the organism in Eukaryota, Metazoa, Chordata, Actinopteri, Perciformes, Bathydraconidae. Gene Ontology annotation, cellular component: phagocytic vesicle; recycling endosome; trans-Golgi network. Gene Ontology annotation, biological process: endocytic recycling; defense response to bacterium; Golgi to endosome transport. The coding region runs from base 166 to 813 and encodes 215 amino acids.
UGUUUCCCGUGUUUAUCGCUAGAGAAUAAGUAUCGCGGAAGAGGGGAAAGGUUUCCUGACGGAUCACCAGGCUAAGCUAAUCAGCUAACUACAUACAACCAGCCGUCUAAACAGUAGAUAUAUCAGUUUUACCAGUUGGAUAAACAGCCGUGACGAAGUAUCAAGAUGACAGCCGCACCUUACAACUACUCCUACAUCUUCAAAUACAUCAUCAUUGGUGAUAUGGGAGUAGGGAAGUCAUGUCUUCUCCACCAGUUCACAGAGAAAAAAUUCAUGGCAGACUGUCCUCACACCAUUGGGGUGGAGUUCGGGACAAGGAUCAUGGAGGUCAAUAGUCAGAAAGUGAAGCUGCAGAUCUGGGACACGGCCGGUCAGGAGCGCUUCAGGGCCGUCACCAGGUCCUACUACAGGGGGGCCGCAGGGGCCCUCAUGGUGUACGACAUCACCAGGAGAAGUACUUAUAAUCACUUGAGCAGCUGGUUAACAGAUGCCAGGAACCUGACCAACCCCAACACCGUCAUCAUUCUGAUUGGUAACAAGGCUGACCUGGAGGCUCAGAGGGAUGUGACGUACGAGGAGGCCAAACAGUUUGCUGAAGAGAAUGGUUUGCUGUUUCUUGAGGCCAGCGCAAAAACAGGGGAGAAUGUGGAAGAGGCCUUCCUGGAAGCAGCAAAGAGGAUAUACCAGAACAUCCAAGACGGCAGUUUGGACCUGAACGCUGCUGAGUCGGGGGUCCAGCACAAACCAUCUGCUCCGCAGGGGGGGCGCCUUAACGCCGACAGCCAGCCGGCCAAAGAAGGCUGCAGCUGCUAACCACAGACAGGAACUACAGACCAAUAGAACAGACCGGUGGACGGACAGACGGAGGCAGAAAGAUACACAGAGAUCCACCAGGCACUAACAUGCUUCUUAAGAGUGCGUCAAACAGAAUUUAGGUGGAUAAUGUUCAACACAGUCCAACCAACUGUUUUGACUCCAAACCUGAGGUUAGUACUCAAGACAAAGAUUCGGCCAUCCUCCACCCAAUCAGACAUCACUAGCUUUGGUUAAAUCAGGACAUCCUCAACUAGAUCGAGAACCUCUCCAGACGUCCAGUCAUUCUCAAAUUCGGAUCAGUUUUGGACAACUCUCAAAUCAGGACCCCCUGAAUCACUGUCAAAAUGACACAUGCUGGGUCUCAUUCCAGUCCCAUCACUGCCCAUUUUCAGCCCAACAUUUUCCCCCAAAAACUUGACUGCACUCAGGACCUCCCAAGUUGGAGUGCUGUUGGCCUCAGUCAUAUGAUGGUUGUCCAAAUUUCAAGAAUAUCGUGGUCACAAAAGAAAAACACUGAUGAAAAUAUAGAUACGAAACCUGAAUCUGAAUCAACCAACGACCCAAAACUGGACUACACUUUAUCAAAAGGGGUCACUUAGUUUGAAAUCUGGACAUUGAAUUAGACAAAGCCUCGGAUUAUGAAAGAACUCUGGUCAAAGUCUAGAUGCCAUUACAAGCUUGCUGUCUCAAUGUUUAGCUUCCUUCAAAUUUAGACUCCCCUCGUCCCAAACACAAACAGUGGCAUGUGAGAAAAACUGAGACCGCGUUCACCCACACACGGGCUUUCUUGGCCAAAAGAUAGAUGAGAAUGGGAGCGCCCGACACCAGACAACUAUCUUCCACUAGCAUUGACCCGUCUCAAGUGAGGGUAGUCCAUCAACCUUGGUCCUAAAGUGCAAGUCACCAUAAUUCCAACUCUGGACAUUCCUAUUGACAGAUUCAGGUCCAAAUUAAGGACCACCUUCAGUUCAAAUUUUCAAAUGUAGCUAUAUAAUCGAAUCUGCCAUGAAUCUAUAUCACCUAAAUGCCCAUCAUUGGUUGAAUCCAACUCUUAAAAACUCUUGCUUCAAAUUCAUGAAUUCUAACAGUUGCGUUAAUGUCUGCAUUCGUCCUUGGGGUUCCUUCUUCACAGAAAACAUUUCUCGCUCUGCUUGAUUUCAUACAGCAACCUCGUUGUUUCACUUGUUUCUCAUGCAUUAACUUCCAAACACUCGAUAGAUGAACCUUCUGACCUCUGACCCAUUGCAUUUACACUGUGUCGGUAAUGUGGACGCAUUUACACUGAAGUUGCUGAUGUGGACUUUUGAAUCUGUUGCUCUUGUGGUGGAAUGCGUUCCUGUAGUGUACCAGUUCACUUAAAUGCAGGUUAAUGGGCACUACUCCAUACUUGGAACCACUUAACUUCUUAAAUGUCCUUUGGCCUGCACUGGUUGACCCUCUAAAAGAAAAGCCUGAGUUACAAACGAAAAGUCUGCAGUUACAAAGUCGUGGGAUUCACAAGGCAGGGUGUGUCUAGAAGCAGACUGUACUAAGUUUGCGGAAAAUGUAGGAUCCAGGGUUUUUGAGUUUGUCCCAUAUUAUGUACUAAAAGUCGACAUAUCUCUGGUUCAGUUUUGAUCAGUCUUUCUUUAACAUCUCUCGCGAGUUCCCAAACGGUAUAGAAUUGCGUUAAAGCUUCAUUGUACUUUGGUUUGAUCACGUCUAAAUCACCUCCUUUAUUCCCAGCUUGACAGAACAUACUGGACAAUGCUUAAGAACAUGGCUAGCAUCUCCAUACGGAGUGAUUCAUGCACACAUUAUAUUGGACCCAAUCUGAGAAUGACAUUCAGAAACUUGGAAGCUGCCCCGCAUAGAAUUUUAAUUUAAAGAAAAUAGAAUAAUCCAGUCCUGAGGACAUCAAAACCCUUCCUGACCAAAUGAGACUGAAUAUUCUGUCACUAGGAACCCAGUGGAUCCCUAAAGAACUCUAAGAAACGUUGUUCACACAGAAACCCAAAACACAACAUCCCUAAUCUCCACUUUUUGCAUUUGAAAAAACAAAACAAAAAAAUUAAAUAUUUCAAUCCAAUAACCUAAUAAACCAACUGAUCUGAUGAAGGUGAUGAUGAAGAAUAAAAUGACUUACCUGAACCAGAAUGUCACUACUGAUCCUGCAUGGGAUCCAGUUCAGGAUAGAUUUUUAUUAUUAAAAUGUUUCUUUUUCAUGUUGAUUUUUGUUUUGUUUUCUAACAUGUUUUCAAUAUAUAUUUACAUUUUAUUUUCGGUGUCACAGCUCCCUCUAGUGGCCAUGCGUCGUGUCCCUCCUGGUUCAGUGUGUAUUGAGGGAAAGGUAAAAGUGGAAGCAACACAGAUUUUAAUUUAUUGCUACCUUUACGUGUUUUGUAUGUUUAGUUUUCUUUUUAACGGCGGGAUCUGCAAUCUGGUUCUUAAAAGCGGAAUAAGCAGAAGAUUUGCAACCAAAACAUAUCUUAGAGACUUAUAGAGUGGUGCAGUGAUGACUUGUUUUUGAAGGCCGACCCAGAAGUAAGCAUCGCAAAGUGUUGUCUCAACCAAAAGCAAUGGGAUUUUCCAAUUGGGUUUCGGCAUAUUGCAAGAAAGAAGCUCCUACCAGUGGGGUAUUUACUGACGUGCUUUAUGUCGUUGGACAAAAUGUGAAGAUCUCUUCAGCUUGUUUUAACCACAGACUUUCGGUCACGUUACUAACCGCAAACACGUUCAAAAAACCAUUGACUCAAGACGAGGGAACAGGAAGUGGUAGAAGUCCUUUCCUAGGUUUAGGACUCAUUACUGCGCCACUCUAUUCUGACAUUAUCUUGCCUUCCAACACAUUUUGUUUUAUUUUAAGCGUGAUCUGACGGAGCCUUGACACCCUAAAGUGCUUUCAUCAACUAAAUGAAUGAAAUGUCAAAUUAAUAAAUAGGGAUUGUAGAGCGUGAUCCUGGCGCUACAUGAUCCAGUUCUCUCAGCCUAUUUAACUGCAUUGUUCAGUAAAUGUUGUUCUUUGAGAAGCAUUCCAGCACUCACUAGCUAUAAAACACCAACAAAGUAGCUCUGCUAAACUUUAUCUUAUACUUUUUAAAUAUUUUUAAAGCUGUAUUAUUUGAUUUUGUGGCUACUAGAGGGGAGAAAUAUACCAAAACAAGCCGACGGAUGCGCACACAGUAUAACAUGUAAUGUGUCAGUUGUUGGAUUCAGUGUUUUAAAAAAAUAAAUCGAUGAAUGCAGCUUUCACCUGAUAUGACUCUGCUCUUAUUGAUGGAUAAAACAUAUAUACACUGUAUGGAUCAGCUGGACAGAUGACACUCUAUGUGUCUCUCCAGCAGGGAAAACACACUGAUCAAUAAUAUUCAUACUCAACAAAUGGAACUAUGAAACAGGUGACAGCCUAAAAAUAUGAUGCGGUGUUUUUUCUAUUGUCAGUCAAAUAAAUACCUACAGUUAAUUAUUUUUAACCUAUUUCACUCCCAAGUUUAUUUAAAUGUUUCCUUUUUAUUAUUGCAAACAUUUGAUUAAUUAUGUAUCUACAUAACAGUUUCUAAAAACAUUUCAUUUAAAGGUGGGGUAUGUCAUUUAUUUCAGAAACACUUUUUGUUAUAUUCCAUGGAAUGCUCUUAACAUCCCGAUAGCAAUGAAUAUCUGAAGUGCUUUGACAAAAAAUACAUUAAAAAAUGUCACCUGUGGAAGUCGUAGUAAUAUAAAAAGUACGACCAAUCAUCUGAGCCGGCUAAAAUAACUGGAUGGCCUACCAGCCUGUCAGCCUUCCAUCUGUGCACAAACUUAUCUCGUGCCCUCAUUGGUCAUGUGCGCGUUUGUGUGUGUUGGAGGAGGGGCUCUGUAAGGAAGUCUGUGAGGAAGUGGCAGAUUUCUUCCGGCUGUGUAUUUUCAAAUUCUAGCGCACUCUAGCUGGUUUCUCCAAAAUGACCUACCCAACCUUUAAGGGUUAUGAAAUAUAUAAAUAUAACAUUAUGGUAAGGGUAAUAAAGGACAACACAUAAUGCUUUUUGUGUGUGUUUGGGCCUCACUGUGGACUUCACUACAAGACAACACAUCUAUUUGAACUGUCCAAAACCGUCCGAUUUAUAAACCUUCACGCCGCAUUCACCGAGGGAGAAAAAAAGAAGUGUUUUCUCGCUUACACAAAAAUAAGCUGAAGUCACUUUAUUGCCACGAGUGGAAUAAACUAAUAAAUAAUAAAAACAUUUAAAGUUGCCAUGACAGCAAAAGGAAAACACAAGCGUUUACUUAUUUAAAUAAUGUUCAAAUAUAUAUUAAAAGGCAACAGCUAUUGGCAGUGGUGCUACAGCAUAAUCACCAUUUUUUAUGAAAACAUUUGAGGAAAUGAACGGAAUAAUUGAGUGUUAAAAUACCUGACUUGAGUAUGUGAGCAUCAACAACAUAAGCUACAUUUAUUUGCAUAACGAUAAAUGUACAUUUAGUUUUUUUAAUGAUGUCAUGUAAAAACAACAUUAUAAAUCAUUACACUAAUCGGCCAUUCGAGGCACUGUUAUUGAAUUAAAAAAAAUGUAUUUUAAAAUUCAGGAUGUUUUAAUUAGCAACAAUUCUCCACUCUGCAGGCCGGCUGUAAAACGCUCUGUACAUUUUCUUUUUCUUUCUGUGAUCUGUUUAUGUCUGCCUAAGUAAAAUCAUGCUUUUAUGAUUCUUUGACUAUUUAUAUUCUAAAUCUGUAAUGAUUUUCUUCAGCUGUAGCUUAUUGUACUGCCUGCCGCGGUGAUUUCGUUUUUUGUAAAUAAAGUAUACUGUAUUUA